Diuraphis noxia (Russian wheat aphid) is the source of this 1704-nucleotide messenger RNA. Its product is annotated as alpha-tocopherol transfer protein-like. The record is from RefSeq and is a predicted model, not a curated record. Gene Ontology annotation, cellular component: membrane. Gene Ontology annotation, molecular function: phosphatidylinositol bisphosphate binding. Lineage: Eukaryota; Metazoa; Arthropoda; Insecta; Hemiptera; Aphididae.
GAGGCACGUUAGCGAUCGUGUCGUAGUCGCCGCCGYCGUCGUCUCCGUCACUGUCGCGCGCCGUUGGCAUUCAUCGUCAGACCGCCGUCGCUUCACGUUCUUGUAUAAUAAUAAUUAAUAAUUAUUGUAGUAAUAGAGCGAUAUUAUUUUUAUAUUUUUAUAAAAUAAAUCAAUAUCAAUAUAUCAUCAAGAAGCUCACGUCUUAUGCCACCGUGUAUCACUGUUACGCGACGUGAAAAAUCAUAAUCAUAUUAGGUCCUAUACAUAUUAAUUAUUUCAUAUUAUUGGUGCCUACUAAUUGUCGAGUAAGUAACCUACGGCAGACGUUCGUUUUUCUUUUGUUUCUCUCUUUAUUAUUGUUUUUUGUCCGAUCAAGGCGAUCCUGCGCAAGGCGCGGACCUACAUCAUAAUAAUUUCUCACUGCGUUAGAUUUCACUCGGGUGGCCUUGAACGGACGACAUUGACAGUGUUCUCAUAGUAUAUAAAUAACCUAUUGUAGGUAUACUAUAAUAAUUGUACACGUAUAAUAGUAUAACGCGUUAGCUCUCGUGCGUUGUACCUGAACAGGUAUUGCGCCCAAUAAUAAUAUAAUUUUCUCGCGCACAAAACCGUUGUUUCGGCGAACGGCAGCGCGCGAUUGCGGCUACGCGAUAUUUCAUGUGCCUGCCGUAACAGUAAUCAGUCAAUCGUGACACGGACGCUCGGACGGACGGACGGACGAAGACGCCUCCGAAAAUGCCGCAGCUCUUAUUGUCCAACAGCGAACGGAUCGCCCCGACGGCCGUUGCCGUCGACGGCCACAAACCCGUCGGCACGGACGUCGACUUCCCCGACGUACUGGCCGACUUGGACGUGGACGUGGAAGAGUUGCCGGACGACGUGGUCGAGUACGGUCGAGCCCGGGUGGGUGAGACCGAGGAGUCCAGGACCAGACUGUUGGCCGAACUCGAAGACAUGAUAUACGAGAAAGGGGAUGUUACACCCCACAGAAUGGAUGAAAAGUUUCUACUGCGGUUUUUAAGAGCUCGACAUUUCAAACUUAAUGCCACGUACAAACUAUUCGUGAAUUACUACAGAUUUAGAGAAAGUCAUCCUGACUACUAUACAAUAAACCCAUUGGAUUUGUCUUUCAUAGCCGAUUCUGAUGUACUAAGCGUUCUUCCAUAUAGAGAACAGACAGGCAGACGAAUUUUAAUUUAUAAAUUAGGUAAUUGGAACACCAACGAGUUUGACAUGAACGAAAUACUUAAAGCGUCGCUGGCCACGUUAGAGCUAGGAAUUUUAGAGCCGAUGGCUCAAAUACUCGGCGGGGUGGUCAUAUUCGAUAUGAACGGAUUCACGCUUCAACACGCUUACCAAAUCACGCCAAAAGUUGUUUCUACCAUUUUCGACCUCAUCGUCUACAGCAUACCGAUGAAAACGUACGCGAUUCACAUAAUCAACGAGUCGUGGGUAUUUGAGACGGUGUUCAAUCUAUUUAAGCCGCUUUUGGGCAAUCGUUAUAACGAAAUGUUAUUUUUCCACGGUAAAAAUAUGGAUUCUUUACACAAACACAUCGAUCCGAAAUAUUUACCAAAAGUAUACGGUGGAGUGCGUCCGCAUUAUUCUUAUCAACAUUGGUUUGUUAAUUUGAAGAACAAUGCCACAGUUAUAAGAGGUAAGUACCUACCAUACGUUAAUAACAGUUGAUGAUUGACCUUAACA